AUGGCCGUGCCAAAGGAAUCCCGCCACGGUCAGCUCUUCUCGUUCCUGUCGGAGCUUUCACUAUUUUGUGAAAGGAGCUACAAAAAGGAAGGAAGAGGACACGACAACGUAGACAGACAGUCAGAGAGAGAUAAAGAGGAGGAGAGAAACGCGCUCAGUUGCGUUCAGGGACAGCGGAGAAGAGGACGUUUUAUGGUGUUACACUUGUCCGCUUUCCUCACCCACGAGCAGAGUCAGUUCCAGCCGCUGUUUCCCCCCUCUGAUCUUGUUGGCUCGCGCGAAGGCGACGCCAUGGUUCGACGACUAUGUUUUGUGUGUGUGUAUCUUUGCAGGUGGUUCCACAGAGACCUGACAGGCCUGCAGGCUGAGGACUUGCUAAAAAAUCAGGGUAUCCACGGCAGCUUUCUCGCCCGUCCAAGUAAAAAGAACGUGGGAGAUUUCUCUCUCUCUGUCAGGGUGGGCGAGAAUGUGACCCACAUCCGCAUUCAGAACACAGGGGACUUUUACGACCUGUACGGCGGGGAGAAGUUCGCCACACUCUCCGAGCUGGUGGAGUACUACACGGCGGACAACGGCGUCCUGCAAGACAAGGACGGCACCAUCAUCGAGCUCAAGUACCCGCUGAACUGCUCCGACCCGACGACUGAGAGAUGGUUUCACGGCCACCUGUCCGGCCCAAACGCCGAGAAGAUGCUGAUCACUCGGGAAGAAUCGGGCACCUUCCUGGUCCGAGAGUCGCUGUCCAAGCCGGGAGAUUUUGUGCUGACUGUUCUGACGGACGAGCGAAGCAAAACGGGGGCGAGGAGGGUGUCCCACAUCAAGAUCAUGUGUCAGAAUGAGCGCUACACCGUGGGAGGCUCAGAUAUGUUUGACACGUUAAGCGACUUGGUGGAAUUCUACAAACGGAAAGGCAUCGAGGAAAUUUCCGGAAACUGGGUAUACCUUAAACAACCAUAUUAUUCCACCAGAGUGAACGCAGCAGAUAUCGAUAGCCGUGUAAGACAACUGGACGAGACCACGCCCAUGCAGCAUGAGGCCGAGGGCGGGAAGAGCAAGGCGGGCUUCUGGGAGGAGUUUGAUGCUCUUCAAAAGUUGGAGGCAAAGGUGAAAAAGAGUCGAGAGGAAGGCCAAAGACCAGAGAAUAAGACUAAAAACAGAUACAAGAAUAUUCUUCCAUUCAACGAUACCAGAGUCAUCCUGGAGGACGGUGACCCUGAGGUCGUGGGUUCAGAUUAUAUCAACGCCAACUACAUCCGAAACACCUUGUGGGAGUCGGAGAAUCAGAAAGUUUACAUUGCCACUCAGGGUUGCUUAGCCACGACCGUUAAUGACUUCUGGCAGAUGGUGUGGCAGGAAAACACUAGGGUCAUCGUCAUGACAACGAGGGAAGUGGAGAAAGGUCGGAAUAAAUGUGUGCCUUACUGGCCCGACAGCGAGGGCUCCAAGGUGUUGGGGCGCUACGUGGUGUCCAUCAAGUCGGAGUGGGAAGCGGCCGAUUACAAAGUUCGAGUCUUGGAGGUGGCGCUCGCCAGCAAGCCUAAACGUUCCCGCACCGUGUGGCACUACCAGUAUUUGAGCUGGCCCGACCACGGCGUCCCCCAGGAGCCCGGCGGCGUCCUCAGCUUUCUCACGCAAGUGAAUUCUAAACAAGAGGAAUAUCCUGAUGCUGGUCCAAUGAUCAUCCACUGCAGCGCCGGAAUUGGUCGGACGGGUACUAUUGUGGUGAUUGACAUGAUCAUUGAGACCAUCGACACAAUAGGUCUAAACUGUGACAUUGACAUCUCCAAAUACAUCCAAAUGGUGCGAGAGCAACGCUCGGGCAUGGUACAAACAGAGGCUCAGUACAAGUUCAUCUACUUAGCAGUAUCUGAAUACAUCCAGACCACCAAAGCCAAAGAUGGCGCCUCCAUGGAGGCGGAGACAGAGUAUGAAAAUCUACAGCUCAAACACCCCAUGGGAAGCAGGAAUGUCACUAAAAACAAGGAGUCGGAUAUCUACGAGAAUUUCACCAAAGCAAAGAAAGACAAGAAGAAACCAAAGCCCGAAAAGAAAAGUGGCUCAUUAAAGAAAAAAUAA
Molecule: messenger RNA, 2076 nt
Organism: Nerophis lumbriciformis (worm pipefish)
Lineage: Eukaryota; Metazoa; Chordata; Actinopteri; Syngnathiformes; Syngnathidae
Source: RefSeq, a predicted model, not a curated record